AUGAGGACUCUCACCAUAGACAGCUACAGCUGGUACUGGUAUUGUUACCUGUUGGCAGUACUAGUCCACCAGGUGGAAAUAUCGGUGAUCCUUUUAAAACGCGGCCAUAUUUUCCGGGUGCCUUUCUCUACCAAUCCAAGAGAACCCAGAAGGCUCCUUAUAUCCAGGAUCCCUCUUUCCUUCCGUUCCUUCGUUCACUCCUUGAACACCAGAUCCAAGUCGAUUCCACUCCAGCUCACAGGGCCAGGUCAACUCAGCAGUGAGUGCAAAAGAAAAUUCCAGAGUUCAUAUCUGCCUCGGAUUGGCCCUCAGGAAGCCGUGAUCUCAACCCACUAUAUUAUCGGCUUUGGUCCAAACUGGAGAGGAUGGCAUGCCACAGAGCACAUCCUAACUUAG
This is a messenger RNA of Nezara viridula (southern green stink bug), 396 nucleotides long. The record is from the annotation of a GenBank genome assembly. Lineage: Eukaryota; Metazoa; Arthropoda; Insecta; Hemiptera; Pentatomidae.